Molecule: messenger RNA, 1539 nt
Organism: Miscanthus lutarioriparius
Lineage: Eukaryota; Viridiplantae; Streptophyta; Magnoliopsida; Poales; Poaceae
Source: the annotation of a GenBank genome assembly
AUGCCGCCGCCCUCCCUCGUCUCCCACCUCCUUGCCGCGUCCAUCUCACCACGAAGACGCCAAGCAAAGCACCACAAGGCCCCCUCCGCGAGCCACUCCCUCUUCUCUCGAAGAGCUGUAUCCCAGCCGCCGCUCCACGCCUCGCCCUCCCCCGCUGCCGCCGGCGGGAGCGGGAGCGACGAGCUCCACCUCCUCGAGAAGCCGUCACCCACCCUCGCAGAGGAUGACGAGGCAGAGGAGGAGCCCGAGCCUGCUCCGGUGCUGUCCACAGAAGAAGCGCUCGCGCCUUUCCUUAAGUUCUUCCAGGUGAAGAGCACCGACCCCGACGUGGCCGCGGACACCGCGGCAGGGGCACGCGCGGAUGGCGUGGUAACGGAGGAGGCAUCGAAGAGAGAUGUGCUGUCCGCCGCUGGCGGGCGUGGGGUUAGUUACUACGACCCCAAGCCCGGGGACUUCGUCGCCGGCGUCGUGGUCCGGAGCGACGGGAGGACGCUCGACGUUGACAUCGGCUCCGGUGGCGAACCAGCGCUGAUGCUAGCCAAGGAGUCGGCUCCGGUGCCCGGUGAGGAGUUCCGGUACCUGGCGUGCGACGUCGCGUCCCAGCGUGCGGCGGAGUUCGCGGCGGAAGGGCGGGUCGGCGUCGUGGUCAGGCAGGUCAGCGGAGGGGGAGAGGGGGACGAGGAGGCGACGGUUGGGAGGAAUGGAAAGGAGAAAGGUGCGCGGGUGCUGCGCGCCGGUACGAUCGUGUUCGCUGAGGUCCUCGGUCGAACACUUGGCGGGCGGCCGCUGCUGUCCGCGCGCAGGCUGUUCCGGCACGUCGCGUGGCACAGAGCGAGGCAGAUAAAACGGCUAAAUGUACCCAUCAAGGUCAAAAUUUAUGAGUGGAAUGCUAGUGGCUUGCUGUCUCGAAUUGAGGGCCUUCGGGCAUUCCUUCCCAAGCCUGAGAUGAUGACCAGACCAAGAAAUUUCACUGACCUAAAGAAUAAAGUUGGUCAAGAAAUGCACGUCUGUAUUACAAGGAUUGAUCAAGGGAAUAACGAAUUGAUAAUUAGUGAAAAAGAAGCAUGGGCAGUGACAUACCUUAGAGAAGGGACUCUCUUGCAAGGUACAGUACGCAAGUUGUUUCCAUAUGGUGCACAAAUUAGGAUUGGCGAGACUAACAGAGGUGGUUUACUGCAUAUCUCGAACAUGACAAAUGGUGAGCUGAGAUCUGUGGCUGAUGUGCUGAAAGUCGGCGAGUCGGUGAAAGCUCUUGUCAUAAAAUCAACUCCAGACAGAAUUGCCCUCAGCACAAAGGAACUCGAGAGCGAACCAGGACUGCUUAUCACUAACAAAGAGAAGGUGUUUUCUGAGGCUGAAGAGAUGGCGCAAAGGUACCAGGAGCAAAUUGCAGAGCCACCUGGAUCCGUUGCCGCGGAAGACUCCUGCGACGAUGCUGUCCCCUUCGACGACGAAGCCCGGUCCUAUGCUAACUGGAAGUGGCUGAAAUUCAACAGGUCUGACGACGUGCUAAACCCGGAAUCUGGCGCCGAAUCGUGA